Messenger RNA from Phalacrocorax carbo (great cormorant), 876 nucleotides. The record is from RefSeq and is a predicted model, not a curated record. Lineage: Eukaryota; Metazoa; Chordata; Aves; Suliformes; Phalacrocoracidae.
AUGGAGAUGGGGAAGGGACCCUUCUCGGUGGAGUGGCUGGCCCAGAGCAGCCGUGGCGGAGCCCGGCCUGCCGGCCCCCGCUCCCCGCCCGGCGGCCCGGAGACCCCGGCGGACCUCGGUGAGUCCCGCCUCUCCUCACGGGCCGGUCGCGCGACGGGACGGUUGGUGGCGGCCGUUAGCGUAACGGUCCCGGCACGUGAGACCGUCAGGGGACAGCAGCCGCACCUGCGGCCGCUGCCUACGUCACCGCCGCCCCCCGCCCUUGACCUUCCCCCCCCUCCCCGGCGUGUCCCCGCAGCCGCGCUCCGGGACCGGGAGGCCGCGGGUCGCAGCAGCCCCGGGCACGACGCGAACGGCGGCGGCCCCACCGCGCCCGGGCGGCCCCGCACCAAGUUCUCGGCCGCGCAGCUGCAGGAGCUGGAGCGGAGUUUCCGCGAGCAGCGCUACAUCGGCGCCAGCGAGAAGCGGCGCCUGGCCGCCCUCCUCAACCUCUCCCAGAGCCAGAUAAAAACGUGGUUUCAGAAUCGCCGUAUGAAGUUUAAACGUCAGACUCAAGAUGCCAGGGUGGAAGCUCUUUUCUCAGGCUUAUUUUUGCCCUAUCGUUGUUACCCAGAUGUUGCUACCUCCAGAUACUCUCAUGGGAUGGACAUCAGUAUCUCUUCUACCUCUGCUGUUUCCCUUCACACAGCUAUGCCAAGCCCUUCCUUGUUGUUACCUUCUGUUCCAGCUCAGUCCCUUCAGCCCGUUUUGCCAAGUCCAGCUUUACUGUUGCCUCCCAGCCCAGGACUAUCUUGUUACUCUUCUGUAAUUCCAGCAAUGACUCUAACUGAUGACCAUAAAAGACUGAGGUUCCAGCCGUAUCUUCCCUCCUGUUAA